Molecule: messenger RNA, 366 nt
Organism: Protopolystoma xenopodis
Lineage: Eukaryota; Metazoa; Platyhelminthes; Monogenea; Polystomatidea; Polystomatidae
Source: the annotation of a GenBank genome assembly
AUGGACGACUUCGCUGGUAAAACCUACUGUCAGCCAACUAUCUACAGCCUCGGCCGCGUCUAUCCUGUUUCUAUCCCUAAUACCAAGUCUAUGACUUCCCAUGCCCUUGUCUCUUGUGUGCAAACCCACAAAUGUUGUGGUAUUGCUUGCUUUUGUGGGUUGGCACACAAGAGACUAGAGCAGGGGACGUCUGGCAAUGUACCACGUCUACGGUCCGAGUUUGGAAAUGAUCAUGCAAACAAUGGACUCCGGAUUAGCUCCCUGACUACCAUACUAACAGACAUUGCUCAUUGGCAUCGUCUUCACUUGAUUGCCGAAAAUCCCCGCCUACCUUUUUCUCAUCGCGAUCCCUGUUCCUCUGGUUAG